This is a messenger RNA of Beta vulgaris subsp. vulgaris (sugar beet), 1214 nucleotides long. RefSeq lists its product as hypothetical. NCBI's taxonomy places the organism in Eukaryota, Viridiplantae, Streptophyta, Magnoliopsida, Caryophyllales, Amaranthaceae. The coding region runs from base 117 to 971 and encodes 284 amino acids. The transcript is spliced from 3 exons. Gene Ontology annotation, molecular function: protein binding. The record is from RefSeq and is a predicted model, not a curated record.
CCAACCAUUCUCUCUCCUCAUUUCUCCACCAACCCAACUAAACCCCAUUAAAAAAACCCACUCAAAACUCAGAAAACACCAUCUCCAAUUCUCCAAUUCUCGAAACUGACAGAAGUAUGCUACUACGCAGUGCAUCAACUCCACUACUAAACUCAUGGAUCCCAUCUCACACAAAUCCCACAACACCCACUUCAUCAUCUUCUUCUCCAGAUCACAAACCAUCCAUCUCUCUUACGAAUACGACGUCGUCUUACCCUUCUAAACUCAUCCGCGCUUCUUCCGAUUCAGAUCUCCGCCAUCUGACAGCAGUUUCUCCCAAACCCAACCUUUUCGGGUCGGGUAUCGGGCCUGAUUCCGGGUCGGGUGCGAGAGUGUUGACGAAUAGUGGGUUGGGUGUAAGGGAGAGAGUGGUUGAGGAAGAAGAAGAAGAGGAAGAGUGUGACGUGGAGGAGAGAGAAAGAGGUAGGUUGAGUUUUGAUGAUGGAUAUGAAGGUGGUGGGUCGGGUAAUGGAGAUGGGUUUGGGUUUGGUUUUGGAAAUUGGGAUUCGAAUUAUGAGAGUGGGGAGAGUACGGAUUUGUAUUAUCAGAAAAUGAUUGAGGCUAAUCCUGGAAAUUCACUUCUUUUGGGUAAUUAUGCCAGGUUCUUAAAAGAGGUUCGAGGCGAUUAUGCGAAAGCAGAAGAGUAUUGUGGGAGAGCAAUACUUGCCAAUCCCGGGGAUGGGAACGUUCUAUCGCUCUAUGCAGAUUUGAUAUGGAAAACUCAGAAAGACUCUUCAAGGGCUGAAAGUUACUUUGAUCAAGCAGUCAAAGCAGCCCCUGAUGACUGUUUCGUUCUAGCAUCGUAUGCACACUUCCUUUGGGAUGCCGAGGAAGAGGAAGACGAGGAAGAAACGAACGAGUCUAACAGUCCAAUGCCUUUGAGGUUCUUCCAAGGGGUUCCUCCUCCUCCGCCUCCUUUAGCAGUUUCUUAAAGAUGGAUUUUGAGCACUUCUCCUUGCCUGUACUAGUAAACUCUACUCUUCAGUCUUCUGUUCUACCCCUUAGUUUUGCUAACCCUUAAAAAAAUUCCUUAGAGUUUGUUUGACCAUUAUUAUUAACCCAUAGUUUUAGGUCGCCCUUCAGUCUUCCCUUGAUGUUAACCAAAAUCAUGUAAUAAGUACAUGAAUGUAUUAUAUAUGAAUCUUGUGAUUAUAAAUAAAAAUCAUUUCUUGUAA